Schistocerca serialis cubense is the source of this 1094-nucleotide messenger RNA. RefSeq names its product protein MEMO1. The record is from RefSeq and is a predicted model, not a curated record. The coding region runs from base 189 to 1079 and encodes 296 amino acids. Lineage: Eukaryota; Metazoa; Arthropoda; Insecta; Orthoptera; Acrididae. The transcript has a single exon.
AACAUCUCUGGCAACGGCGUCUGAUGUAGGCAUGCCGUUAACAAACAAAGUUUGAUGAUAUAUUCGUUUGUUAUUAGCUUUCAGUUCAGUCUUAGCGCUUUUUCGCAUUCAUCGUGUGAAUUAGUUGACGUGUAUGUCAGAUAACUGAAACUACAGCGUCCGUAAGAGAGGUUAGGGUAUAUCUAAAAAUGUCAGUCAGGCGAGCGACUCAUGGAGGAAGCUGGUACUCCGAUUCACCAGAAGAAUUGAGAAAGCAGUUGGAUAAUUGGCUGAAUGCAGCGGAUUUGACACAUGGACCUGCUCGAGCAAUAAUAGCACCUCACGCCGGAUAUCAAUACAGUGGGGCCUGUAGCGGUUUUGCGUACCGGCAAGUCAGUGCCGUCGUAGUGAGACGGAUUUUUAUAUUAGGACCAUCCCAUCAUGUGCGUCUCGGUGGAUGUGCACUUUCUACUGCGACCAAGUACUGUACGCCCUUAUAUGACUUGCGAGUUGAUGUGAAAGUAAAUGCUGAUCUUGACGCUACAGGACAUUUUGAGUGGAUGGACAUGUCUGUAGACGAAGGCGAACACAGUAUAGAAAUGCAUCUUCCUUACGUUGCAAAAGUAAUGGAGGAUUAUAAAGAUUCUUUUACAAUUGUGCCAGUAUUAGUUGGCUCACUUACGCCUGACAAAGAGUCUGUCUACGGCAGUAUUUUCUCGCAGUAUUUAGCAGAUCCACAAAACUUAUUUGUGAUAUCGUCUGAUUUCUGCCAUUGGGGACAUCGCUUCAGAUACACGUACUACGAUCGCAGCUGGGGUGACAUAUUUCAAGCAAUAACAUAUUUAGACAAAAUGGGAAUGGACAUUAUCGAGUCGCUAGAUCCACAAGCCUUUACUGCAUAUUUGAAGAAAUAUGGAAACACUAUAUGUGGACGUCAUCCCAUAGGUGUUUUAUUGCAAGCUGUGAACAGUUUGCAGAAAUCUGGUAGUAAUGGUCAUAGAAUGUGCCUUAAGUUCUUGAAAUAUGCACAGUCCAGCCAGUGUAACAAUAUGAGUGAUUCGUCUGUAAGCUACGCAGCUGGAGCCCUCACGAUUGAAUAACAAUCAGUUUUCUUU